AUGGGUGCAAUACCCAUCGCCCAACUUCUUUCCCUUGUUGUCUUUGGGCGUAAAACACUCAUCAAGGCCGUGCGCUACUUACUUAGCCAAACAAGUGGGAAGAUCUUUCAGAGCCUUGCUUUUCUCUUCAACAUCUUGCGAGGAACUUGGCGCAGACGAGAGCAUCUUCUGGCGAAAGGGACAGGGAAAACUCCGGUGCUACCAGCGGAAACGUCGAAGGGCAACACACUCUUUUUUGAUACAGGACCUGAGAUAUCUGGCUUUGAACUGACUCUGGAAACGAACGGAGAAAAAAUAUCCAUGGACAACGUCGCAUUUUCUACAUACCCAUCGUCUAGCAAUCCUGCCAACCGGUUUUCUACAUCUUGGACCCAACUGCACUUUAGGCCACAGACUGAAACUGUUGUUUCGGAAGCGCGCUCAACGUCAACUGCCAUCGAGAGGUUUGAGUAUAGCUCGCGGUGGGAGUCGAAUAUAACGAGCAGGCUUAUCCUUUCACAAGCCGGUACAACCACAUUCUUUAAACACCCUCGUAUCAUGCCUGUGAUGCCGGAGGGUUCUCGUCGAUACAAAAAUCGGGCUAACGGGGAAAAUCGCAAAUUUAAUUCUCGCCUGGAGAGAAUGAAUACAGAAAAGCACCCACUCUCGGCUGGUUGGACACAGUGCACUCACCCUGACGGAGCAAUCUAUUUUUGUAACAGGGAUAAGAGGAUCUUUACGGAUGCCAACAUUUACGACACUGUUCUUUACCAACAAAUGCUUGAAGACAUAUCCACUAUUGAGGAAUUUAUCUCGACCCAUGGCAUUACCCUCCCCAGCAAUUGCGACCUUGCCCUUGAUGUGACUUAUAACAAUGCUUGUCAAGAAAUCCAAACAUUUUACUACUUCGUGCAUCACCCAUCUCGUUCUAUCUUUUUCUUGGAUAACUAUGAAGCUCCUUGGUGUGAAUUGAAAGGCAUCAAUUCGUCUAGUCAUCUACGUGAAGAAUUGGAAGCUCAGUACUGGUUAUAUCUACAACUAUGCCCACAAGCCCUUGAAAUAUCCUCUUCUUUGAUUUUUGAACUCCGCGACACCGUUCUCCAAUUUAUUGGGGCGUCUCAAUCCUCCGCAACUAUCUAUAACUUGGAUGAACUCUAUAAAUUUCUCACAUUGAUCGAAAAUUUGGAAAGAAAUCAGGGACGGGAAUCCAAUGGCGCAGUUGGUCUUUUAUCUCGACUCAUGCAUUCGUUUGCCCAAUCAAAGGUCUACGACUCUCAAGGGAAACUUCAGCCGAGAUUAAAGAACGAAAUCCAGAUUGUGACCUAUGCCGCCCAAGCAUCAAGACGGACAUGGUUCAUAAGGACAAUUUCGCCAUUCCUGUUCUUCUCUCCAAAUCUCUAUCUCCGAACAUUGCGAAGAAUGUGGGUCAUUGGCGCUACUCACAACUCUGUUUGGGACCAAGGUGUGACCAGGCUAAGGCAUGAAUGGCGAGAACGUAUAUUCUGGUCCAUCCUUAUGCUGAUCGCUAACGCUGCAUUUCUAAGCAUUCGUGACAUUGGUCUGAGGCACCCCGAAUUGGAGCAUCGAUCCGGAGCACAGAUCUCCAGCUAUGUAUCGGUUAUCUUCGCUAUUGGAAGUAUCUUCUUGGGUAUGACUUUCCAUGAGCACAUAAUGGCGAACAGUCGGGAUUUAAUUGGGGAUGUGAGCGCUUACGCGAAAAAGCGUGCUUACUCAUUGGUUGGCUUAGAAGCACGCGCUAUUGUGUACAGUCUCCCAUACGUAUUUCUCAUCUGGUCGAUCAUCUCCUUUGCAACAGCUGUUGGAUUCCUAGUCUUUCAAGACACUAGAAGGGUUACAAGGGUCAUCGUUGGCGUUUUCGCAGCUGCUGUUGGAGUUCUAGUCAUUAUUGGCGUUAUUUGCUCCUGGGAAAGGUAUACAGAACGGGAGACUGCCCAACCUCUCAACGAAUCACCCUCGAAGAGCCCAGAAAGGAAUGUCAUUGCCGAGGUAUGA
This is a messenger RNA of Psilocybe cubensis, 1992 nucleotides long. RefSeq lists its product as uncharacterized. The coding region runs from base 1 to 1992 and encodes 663 amino acids. The record is from RefSeq and is a predicted model, not a curated record. Lineage: Eukaryota; Fungi; Basidiomycota; Agaricomycetes; Agaricales; Agrocybaceae. The transcript is spliced from 13 exons.